CUUGCGUGCUUUUCACGCGAAUGCGAUUCUUAUGUGAAUUCCCAAGAAUCGCUCCACCAUAUCAUUUCUCCUCUGCACUUGCGUUUGCUGCUGUUCUGUGCGUGUGUUCUUGUGAGUUGUGAGAGCAAGCAUGGCUGAGCUUGUGGUCGGGCCGCUAAUCGCCAUGGUAAGGGAGAAGGCGUCCAGCUACCUCCUGGACCAGUACAAGGUGAUGGAAGGCAUGGAGGAGCAGCGCGAGAUCCUGAAGCGCAGGCUGCCAGCCAUCCUGGACGUCAUCAGUGAUGCAGAGGAGAAGGGUGCUUACCGGGCUGGAGUAAGUGCCUGGCUUGAAGCACUCAAGAAGGUCUCCUAUGAGGCUAGUGAUGUCUUCGACGAGUUCAAGUACGAGGCGCUCCGGCGCGACGCCAAGAAGAAGGGCCACUACAGCAUGCUUGGCAUGGAUGUUGUAAGCCUCUUCCCCACUUAUAACCCCAUCAUUUUCCGCUACAGGAUGGGCAAGAAGCUGCGCAGGAUUGUGCAUAUCAUCGAUGUCCUUGUCGCAGAGAUGAAUGCAUUUGCGUUCACUCCACACCAGCUGGAAGCACCACCGUCAAAGCAGUGGCGACAAACAGAUUCCAUAAUGGUCGACUCCGAGAGGGAUAUUAUUAGCAAAUCCAGAGAUGAGGAGAGGAAGAAGAUUUCAAAAAUAUUGCGAGAUCCUGGCAACAACGAAGAUCUCAUGGUCCUUCCCAUUGUUGGGGUCGGUGGGAUAGGCAAGACUACCUUUGUGCAGCUUAUUUACAAUGAUCCAGAAAUUGAGAAGCAUUUUGAGCUGCGAAAGUGGUGCUGUGUGUCAGAUAAUUUUGAUGUUGGUAAUAUUGCAAAUAACAUCUGCAACACCAAGGCGAAUGAUCGUGAUAAAGCACUACAGGAUCUCCAGAAAGAAGUAAGUGGGAAAAGGUACCUCAUUGUGUUGGAUGAUAUAUGGAAUCGGGAUGCUGAUAAGUGGGGAAAACUUAAGACUUGCCUUAAGCAGGGUGGUAAGGGUAGUGCAGUACUGGCCACGACUCGUGAUGCAGAAGUAGCACGAAUUAUGACCGCAGGUGUAGUUGAAGCUUAUAAUCUUCAAAAGUUGGGUAAGAAGUAUCUAAAGGAAAUGAUCGAGAGUAGAGCUUUUAGUUUGCAGAAGCCAAAUUGUGAUCAGCUAGAUGAUAUUGUUGACAAGAUUGUGGAUAGGUGUGAUGGCUCUCCUUUAGCAGCCAAAGCUGUUGGCUCCACAUUGAGUACUAAGACUAGUAUACAAGAAUGGAAUGAUAUAUUAACCAAAAGCAACAUUUGCAAUGAGAAGAACGGAAUUUUACCUAUACUCAAGCUCAGCUAUGACGACCUACCAUCUCACAUGAAGCUGUGCUUUGCAUUUUGUGCUGUGUUUCCCAAAGAUUAUGAGAUUUAUGUGGAUACUUUGAUCCAAUUAUGGAUGGCACAUGACUUCAUACCGACACAGGCAGAAGACCGUCCUGAAACGGUUGGUAGAGAAACUUUCAUGGAACUAACUUGGAGGUCAUUCUUUCAAGACGUGAAACCAACUUCUCCGAUAGAGUAUGGAAUAAGGAAGCAGCUUCGUAGAAGAACCACAUGCAAAAUACAUGAUCUUAUGCAUGACAUAGCACUCUCUGUUAUGGGAAAGGAAUGUGUCACUUUAAAUAAUCCAAGCAAUCAAGAGAAGUUGUUGUCGAGCGAUGCUCGCCACUUGUUCUCAUCAUCAGACCACACACCAGUUUUGGAUCAUUUUCUGAAGAAACAAUCUUCAACACUCCGGACAUUGUUGUAUCCAGAUAAGUACACUCGUGGCUCAGCGCCACAUUUAUCAAAGUAUAAUUCUCUACGAGUACUACAGUUCUUUGAAUUGCGAGAACUUCCACUUGAGCCAAGGCACUUACAACACCUAAGGUAUCUUAGUUUCGCAAAUAAUUGGAAGAUCAGGGAACUUCCUGAGCAAAUAAGCACAUUGUAUAAUCUACAGACUUUGGACCUUUCUCAUUGCAAGCAUCUUGGUCAACUUCCAAAGGGUAUGAAAUAUAUGACAAGCCUCAGACAUCUCUAUACUAAUGGGUGUGCAUCACUGAAGUCCAUGCCUCCAGACCUCAGGCAACUGACUUCUCUGCAGACUCUAACUUAUUUUGUGGUCGGUGCUAGCUCUGGUUGCAGUAAUGUGGGAGAACUGCAGAAGUUAAACCUUUGUGGCGAAUUAGCAUUGCAUGGCCUAGAAAAUGUUACUGAAGCUCAUGCAAUAGCAGCCGGUCUUCGGAAUAAAGAGAAAUUGACGCAUUUGUCUCUUCAAUGGUCUGGUGAAGGCCGCGAAGAAUCCGUACAGACUUGUCAUAAAAAUGUGCUAGAUGCUCUCAAACCUCAUAGUGGGCUGGAGAUGCUAAGGAUAGUUAACUACAAAGGCUUUAGUUUGCCAGCCUGGAUUACAGAUCCAAGUUUGUUGCAGCACUUGACUGAGCUCCAUUUAGUUGGGUGUACAAUGUGUGAGGAAUUCCCUCAAUUCUGUCAUUUGAAUGCUCUUCAAGUUCUUUAUUUGGAAAAUUUGGACAAAUUGCAGAGCCUAUGUAGUGAUAUGUCAUCCAUGACAUUUCCAGCACUAAUUGAACUCGAGUUACGUGAUCUGAACAGCUUGGAGAGAUGGGUGGCAACAGAAGGAACAGGCGGAGAAGAACUGAGAUGUCCUCUGCUUGAGAAGGUAUGCAUUCAUAACUGUCCAAAGUUGGCAACUCUGCCUGAUGCAGCAAAGCUCAAGGUCGUCGAGGUGAAUGAAGAGAAACCGAAGCUGUCCUUAGCAAUAGUUAGAUCAUCCUAUAUGUCGCUCCUGUCCAAGCUAACACUAGCUGUUCGAAGUAGAGAAACAACACCUCAGCUGGAUUUUGAGAAUGAUGAAUCAUCUGUGUCAGAACUGAGAUUGGAUGGCUGCAACUUUUUCUUCCCCUCAAGUCCAUCACCACCAUCAACUGGGGUAUGGAAAUGGUUUGGAAAACUCAUAGAUUUGACAAUCCAUAAUUGUGAUGUACUUAUCUACUGGCCGGAGGAAGUGUUCAGAAACUUGGUAUCCUUGAAGCAAUUGCAGAUUUAUAGCUGUAAUAAGCUAAUAGGGCCAACACAGCUGACGGCUGAACCAACACAAACAACGGAUCAGGUGCUGCCACAUCUAAACUCAAUAUUUAUUUUCGGAUGUGAAAGCUUGGUCGAGCUCUUCAUCCUUCCCCCGUCCCUCACAAGUAUUGACAUUUCUUGCUGCCCUAAUCUUGAGUCCAUAUGGAGGAAGGAGGAACAGUUUGGGCCAUGUACAACGACCACACAUCCACCAAGCAACGACGAAGCAUCCACCAGCCACGUGCCAGAGCAAUCAUCAUCACCACCAAAUCAUCCUCCACCAUGCCUAGAAAGUCUACACAUAUUGGGUUGUCAUAAGUUGGUAGCACUUCCAAACCUACCACCGUCCCUCAAGUGGUUAUUUAUUGAUGACUGCCUGGAGCUCUGUUCGAUGUCAGGACAGCUGGAUGCACUUGUUGCUUUAUACAUUUAUGGCUGCAAUAAAUUGCAGUCACUUGAUUCCUUGGGAGGCCUGCGAUCAUUAGAACGGCUCAGUCUUUUUCGCUGCAAGCGCCUGACAUCCUUACCUGGUGGCCUUGAGAGUUGCUCUGGUCUUCGGGAACUUACGAUCAUAUAUUGCCCAGCCAUAGAUAUGAAGCCACUUUACAAAUACCAUCAAGAGCGGCUCAACAACCUUGAACGCAGAGACUUAUCACAUGCUCAUUCAAGCCAUCCACGUGAAGGGCCUAAACUACGGGACCCAAAAACGUGGAAAUAUGCUAUCCCUUGGUGUAAAGAUCGAGCAAUCUGGAGCGACGAGAAUUCCUGAACAGAGACCCAAUGUUUGUCCUGAAAUCUGAAAUAUAGAAUGCAAGAUGUGGAAUGGGAGGCCGCAACAAGACAAAUGUUGACAAAAUAUAAUCCAAGUUGCACAACUGGAGAAGCUCUGCAAAAUAAGUACUCUUGUAGACGUGUGGUACCCUUUUGUUUCCAUUAUUCUUGUAUAACGCUGUCAUGGAAUUGUGCUCUUUGUUUCAAAGCUAUUCUACUAUGAAUAAGUACUCUUGUAGUGUUGACGCAUGA
Molecule: messenger RNA, 4152 nt
Organism: Phragmites australis (common reed)
Lineage: Eukaryota; Viridiplantae; Streptophyta; Magnoliopsida; Poales; Poaceae
Product: putative disease resistance protein RGA4
Exons: 2
Coding region: 131-3898 (1255 amino acids)
Biological process (GO): defense response to other organism
Molecular function (GO): ADP binding
Source: RefSeq, a predicted model, not a curated record